AUGCUCUACUACUUUAUUGCUCGCUCCAGUGUUCCGAAAGCACUGACGAUAGAGGAAAUCGAAGAAGCAACGAACAAGGACAAAACCUUACGAGGAGUUCGGGCAGCUAUAAAGCUCAACAAGUGGCACUACGAGGUAGUCAAGCCUUAUAAACAAGUAAAAGACGAACUUACUGUGACAACAAAGGGCGUGGUUCUUCGUGGUUCUCGUAUAGUGAUACCAGAAUCGCUACAGCAACGUGCGAUUGACAUUGCGCACGAAACUCAUCUUGGCAUUACCAAAACGAAAUCACUAAUCCGAGAAAAGAUUUGGUUUCCGAAUAUUGAUAAAAUGGUACAAGCAACAAUCGAGAAGUGCAUUCCUUGUCAGGCAGUGGGUAAAGCACCACCACAAGAGCCAAUAUCAACGACAACAAUGCCAAAGGGACCAUGGGAAACGAUACAUUUGGAUUUCUACGGACCACUUCCUUCGGGAGAAUACCUUCUGGUCGCAAUUGAUCGCUAUUCCAGAUAUCCCGAAGUGGAAGUAGUACGCUCGACAAAAGCUUCUGUGGUCAUACCCAAAUUAGAUCAAAUGUUUGCCCGUCAUGGCAUCCCAACAACUAUCAAGACAGACAAUGGACCGCCUUUCAAUAGUGCAGAAUAUAAUCGUUAUUUGACAGCUCUUGGAAUUAAAGAUAUUCAUUCAACACCUAAAUGGCCCCAGGGCAAUGCAGAAGCGGAAAGGUUCAUGCAGCCCCUUGGAAAAACGCUACGAACCGCUCACAUUGAAAGAAGACCCUGGCAGCAAGAGCUACAUCGUUUCUUGUUACAGUACAGGACAACACCACACUCUUCCACGAAAGUUCCACCAGCGGAAUUACUAUUUAACCGUACAGUGAAAGGAAAGCUUCCAGAAUUGAAAAAGCGGAACACUGUUAACAAACACAAUAUUGCCAAAAAGAAUGAAAUGGAGAGACAGCGAUACAACAAAGAAUAUGCGAAUGAAAAAAGAAACGUAAAAGAGAGUGAAAUUAAGAUAGGAGACUAUGUCUUAGUUCGUCAGGACAAGCAGAACAAAUUGACUGCGAAUUACAACAACGUUCCAUACGUAGUCACACACAGAUCGCAUUCACAGGUUAAAGCAAGAAGCAAGAACGGACACGUUAUCACACAUAAUGUGUCGCAGUUUAAACGCAUACCAAAGCCAAGGGAUGAUACGGACAGUGAUGACGAUAAUGAGAAAGAACGUCAUCAAAAGAGGAACAAUACCAUCACACUACCAGCAGCAACAAAUGUUGGACAUCAAGAUCAGAUACCGACACGACGAUCGAGCCGAGUCAGAGGAAAACCUGAUAGAUUUGGACAUUCAGUAUAUGAUUGA
Molecule: messenger RNA, 1362 nt
Organism: Dendronephthya gigantea
Lineage: Eukaryota; Metazoa; Cnidaria; Anthozoa; Malacalcyonacea; Nephtheidae
Exons: 1
Coding region: 1-1362 (453 amino acids)
Biological process (GO): DNA integration
Molecular function (GO): nucleic acid binding
Source: RefSeq, a predicted model, not a curated record